Messenger RNA from Chinchilla lanigera (long-tailed chinchilla), 4696 nucleotides. RefSeq names its product nascent polypeptide-associated complex subunit alpha, muscle-specific form-like. The record is from RefSeq and is a predicted model, not a curated record. The transcript is spliced from 6 exons. Bases 2311 to 3654 code for a protein of 447 amino acids. NCBI's taxonomy places the organism in Eukaryota, Metazoa, Chordata, Mammalia, Rodentia, Chinchillidae.
UAUAUUUAUUGGGAAAUCAUAUGUACUUUAUGUACAUAGUGAGAAGAGGUGUUGUUUUCGAAAAGAACAAAAAUUAUAAAAUAUUCAGGCAUUCAGCUUGGAAUCCACAAGGCUUUCAUGGGAAGAAACAAAACAAGCACCUCCCUGCAGGCCCUGACAGAGGCAGGAGGUGCCCGCAUCUUCCUGUGUGUGGAUGGGGGCCAGGGUGCGAGGGCGCUUGGCCCUGCAUGCUGCCUUCUGCUGCCCACAUUCCUGCGGCUUCGCAGGCCUGGAAGCGGUGCUGGCCGUAGCCCUCUGGAGCAUGAGGGCCCCAGCCCCUCUGUGCCUUUCAGCGUCUGACCCCAGUGGGCCUCAGCACCUUGGCUGGCCGAGGGCCUCCUUCCCCACAUCAUGAAGCUCUGGGACCCGGCUCCCUCACAGACUUGGGGUGCAGAGGGCAGGCCACCCUGGUCCCCUAUCCCCAGACUCCAUCACAGGUCAGCGGCCGUACUGGUCCCCGCUCAGCCCUCCACGGGCAUCAAGCGGAGACCAAGACUCCCGCCUGGGCUCUCCCAGCCCUCCCUCAGGUGGGAGUGCCAGGGCACGCCUGCCACCUGGCUCAGCAGAGCAGCUUCCUGUGCACGUGUGUAUGCAUGUGUGUGCGUGUGUCUGUGAUGGGUGAGGGGCUGGGAAUGAAGACUCAGUCCCUACCUGAGCCAGGAUAGGAGGGGAUGGCUGAGCUUUAGGGGGGCUGGAAGGGGCAGGCCCAGAGCCCCCCUGCCCUCAGCUACCCAGCCCUGUGGGACACCAUGCCAGUCACUCAACUUGUCUGGGUACUAUGCCCAGCACAGGCCCUGGUCGGCGGCAGCCCUGCUCUGCAGGCCUCUGGUGAGAGCUCUCCCUGCCAUAGUCAGGGACACAGGACCUCCUGGCCUGCACUAGGUCUGGAGCUUGGAGAUGUUGGGAGCCUGGGGCGAGCUAGGCUCAGGGCAGAGAGGAGCUGCAAGGAGGCUCAUGCUGGAGGCACACAGGGCACUGGGCAGAGGGGCAGCCAGCUGAGGGACAGGGUGUGUGGAGGCGGAAACCUUGCGUUCCAGCAUGGGAAGACCCGGAGGGGCAGGUGCAAGGGUGGGCCGGUGGAGAUGAGCCCAGGGAGGCUGGGCCACAGUGGAGCUCCGGUUUGAUAUGCGGCAGCUGGGGGCUGUGCCGGGCUCUGCAGCAAGGAGAGGUGGGUGGGAGUGUGGGAAGCUUCCCCGGGGCAUGUGGGGAAAAGGUGAAGUGGGACCCGGAGUGUGGCGGGAGGGCAGGGGGACAGGCGAGGACGGGUGGGUGCACAGAGUGGACAGUUGUUUGGGUGGCUGACAGGAUGGAGGAGGUGGGGGGCCCCGUCCUGAGCUCAAGGAAAGGAGGGCUCUGGUAAAGGGGCCCUGGAAAGAUGGGGGUUGCAGUGCAGGCAGGCAGCGUCUGGAGGCCCUGGAGAGCCCUAACUAGUGCUUAGGGCUGGGGAUGCAGGUGUGAGAGCCUGGGCCCUGUGAGGAGGCCCAGCAGGGCAGGGAGGGCGCAGGAAGAGAAGGGCCUGCAGCGAGGAGCAGUGCACAGAGGCAGAGUGGGGGGCGUCCAGAGGGUGGGAGUGUCCAUGGCCACACUGGGUUGGCCUGGUGGCCCAGGCCCAGGGCAGGCAAGGAAGCCAGGGACUUCCACCUCCGGCUCCCCUGGGUCUGCCAGCUGCCUGGGGCACCUCGUGCUGCUCUGGGAAAGGGCUCACUCAUCCCUGGGAUUCGGGAGAGGCUGGGCUCAGUAGCGAGGCCAGAGCCACGUUCAUACCCGCACCUCCCUCCCGGCCUGAGGGUGGACUGUGGGGCACGGCACCUGUCUGGAUCCACCAGAAGCGGGCAAACACCACCAGGUUCUGGCUCAGCACACGGACAGGAGUCAAGAGAAACCGAAAGAACCACAAAAGGACCGCGGAGCUGGCCACGCCGGGCGGGUGGCUCCGAGCAGACCUCAGACACCAGCCAUGCCCGUGGUUGGCAGAUGGCCUUUAAGGGCAGCGUGCUGCUUCCAGAGAGGCCGAGUUCACUGUAGAAAACCUGGUAGCUGGCGCCCAGAAGCUCUGGGGCACGGAAGCGCAGGGGCACGGGAACCCCAAACAAGACGGCAGCUGAGGCUGUGGGAGCCGUGGCCCUUCCCCCUCUGGGACCCAGCGUAAGAGGGGUCUGCACUGCACGGUCAGGAGUCGCAGGCUGAGUCCUGCGGGCUGGGGCUCACAGGUACAACGUCCCACCCCUUUCUGUGCGGGGGGUGCGAGGGGGGACCCUCCAGGAGCUCAGCAUGAGUCUGACACCGGCACAAAAGGCCCGCCUACCUCGGCCAAUGUUCACGCUCACGUCUCCAAAUGCUCACGUUACCAAGGUAAGCAUUAGUCUAAAAACCCGUCCACAUGACCCAGUGCGGCACACCAGCGCCCCUGACGUCCCCGCACGGCUAGUGGGGCGUUUGCUUCUUGGGCCAGCACGACGGCUCUCUGCAGAACAGCCCCGACCAGAACCUGGAGCCACAGGAACGCAGCGCCAGAGACUUAGGGCUGGAGGACUAGUCGCGGGUCGGCGAGGGACUCAGGUUUCUCUCCAAAGCCUCCCGAGUGCUCCGCACGGGUCCCAUCGGCUACCUCCUCCACGCCCUCGCCCGGCCCCCCUCGGGGCUGGCGGGGAAACGCCGCCAGACCCACACGGCUGGGGACGCCCCACACCUGCGAACAACCCCGGGCUGCGCAAGCCACGACUGCCAGGGGGUCCCGGCUGCGACCUCCUUCGGAAGGAGCCCCGCCUUUCCAGCGCAAGGCUGCGCAGGGCCCCCGCUCCGCCCCGCGCACCGCCCCGGCAUCGCCCCGCCCCGCCCCGCCAGGUGCUCCCCUCCUCUCCCGUGCUCAGCCCCGGGUGCCGAGCCCGCCGCCACACGACACGCGCGCGCGGGGCGGACCAUCCUCCACCGCCCCAGCGCCAGGACCCAGCGGGCCGCCCUCUGCUCAGUCCCCGGAGAAGACGCCCUACUGGGACGCGAGGUCCCAAGACGCGGCAGGCUCGGGCCAGGCACAGUCGAGGCUGGAAACGCGGGCAGGAGAGAGGGCCCGCGGGGGACGCGGCCCUCGGGGUGCCCACCGGGCCAGGCACCCAGACAAAAGCCAGACCCCCGCCUUUUCCCUCGUCCCGGACCACGUGGCAGUCUCACGCCCCUGUAGCCACCGAGGCCUGCGCAAGGGUCCCUUCCUACCCCCGUUCUGGAGGUGCGGAAACAGACCCACAGAGGCCCAGUGAUCCUGCAGCAAGCUGGAGGCUUCAUACCAAGUGCAAGGAGGGUGUGGAACCCUGCGGACCCCGACUUUCUACUCUGGAGUGCCAGGCAGGCCUGCCCUCCAGGAGUUGGGCCUCACACUCCCUGGAGCCCUGGAUGAGGGCUGACCAGGCAGGGGACCGGUGUGCCCAGGGACAGAAGUCUGCACACCACAUGUGGUCCUGCAAUCAGGCUCGUGUGCACGCAGCACACACACACACCGGCACACGCCUUCCCAUGGGAAGAAGCACCCGUUUGCACAGCUUCAGGCCCAGAUGUCAUAAUGGAGCCACCAGAAGCAAGGGAGCAGCCCAGGGGGCUACAAAUGGAGACCCAGGCCCCUGACACCCCGGCCAGCGUGGAGUCCCUGCAGCUGUCUUGAGGCAAGAGGUGGGAAGAGCCUGAGCUUCCUGCCUCUUUGCCUCUGCUGGGCUGUGCAACCUUGAACAACGUUCUCGCUGUGUGCCUCAGUUUCCCCUGUGGACAUGUGGAAGGGUGAAGAGUAUUCCCAGACUGUUCCCAGGAGAAAAAGGCAUGAGUGGUUGGGCUCGUCUGGAUAGGCAAGCAGCCUACCUGCCCAGUGUGUGAACAUCAGGGCCCUGUCUGGCUCCUGGGAGCCCCUGGCACACACACAGGCCCUCCCUACCAGCUGCAGCUCCCGCCAGGAGGCCAGCUGGUGGACGGUUGUUCCUCCCAGGCGGUAGUGUAGGAUGCACUGUACCUGUACCUGUGAGAAUUAGGAUCAGAGAAUGGGGGCAGCUGCUGAGUAACAGGGCUCCGGCUGCCUGCCUGCCCCAACGGGGCAAGGAACCUCAACAAACCCCAGUGGCCGGGGAAUGCGCUCAUCAGUCUAGAACUUCUUCCAUCAUGUGGGAGGUUCUCUGGCUGAGGAGACUGGGUUCCUGUGAGUCAAGAAAAUGUCCCUGGCCACUUGCCACCCGCUGGGGGCCGGAGGUGACAGCCCAGGCAGUGUCCCCACAGCCUGCGGUUUCCCCAGGCUCAGGGCAGGCACUGAGGGGGCUGAGUUCAAAGCUGACUGUGCCACAGGGGCCGCUGCCACCAGCUGCCUCCCAAGGCCCCCACAGGGAGGCGGGGGCUGGUGGGCUGGAUGCCUUCCUCCAGAGCAGUGGUGCCCCAAACCUCAGCUGCCAGGGUGCCAAACUCUGUGAUGAUUUCAUGUGGCUGCAGCAGCUGGCGGGUAGGGCCGUGGGGUGCAGCUCUGCAGCUUCCUGCUGCUGUUCUGGGGAUGGCGAGGGCCUGAGGUUCAGAGCAAGGUGGGCUUGGGCGGCUGUGCGGAGGGGGGCAUGUCCCUCCGAGGCCCUCAGCUCCUCCUAACCCCCUUCUCCAUGCCAGAGGAGGGGCAGGGUGAGAACACAGGCCUUGCUUG